AUGGCAGCCCGGAAACCCGCCCGAGUCUCUUCGAGAUCUCGAUCGCGGCGAUCCGCCGGCAGAAUCGUGAGGCUCUACUCCGACGUGACCCCGAGAACGCCGAGAAUUUUCCGCGCGCUCUGCACGGGCGAGAAGCUCGGCAUCUCCGGCAAGCCUCUCCACUAAGGCUCGGCCUUCCACCGCGUGAUCCCCGGAUUCAUGUGCCCAGGGCGGCGAUUCAUCGCGGCGACGCACGGCUUCGAGUCGGUCUACGGGGAGCACUUCGAGGAUGAGAACUUCGAGAGGGGCACGGGGGCGGGGGUCCUGUCGAUGGCGAACUGCGGGCCCCCACACGAACGGGUGCAGUUUUCAUAUGCACGGAACGAGGCGGACUGGCUCGACGGGAAGCACGUGGUGUUGGGGAGGUGGUGGAGGGGAUGAGUCGUGAGGGAGGUCGAGAAGGUGGGGUCCGAGAGUGGGGAGACCAGCGAGGAGGUCGUCAUCGCCGACUGCGGGCAGAUCGCCUAGCGUUCAAAAAAUCCCAAAGCGAUAAAUGCGGUGGAAAUUAUUGGUGGGUUCACGCCCGCGGUCAAAAAAAUCCCAAAGCAACGGAAUGAAUUCUCCAACAUCAGCCGCGUGCGUAAACUUUACUAAUAAAGCGAUAAUUCUCAAUCAACAGUAGUUGUCAAAAUUAGGAUUCCACCCGAUCGCUCGGUUUUAUUAGCAAAGAAUCACACAAUUUCGGAUUCGGGGUUUUACUCGAGCGCUUGAUUUUGUUUCUGCAAAUCUGAAUUUUUUGUAACUCUUGAUGUAUGAUGCAUUAGUGCAAAUAUUUAUUGGCUGGGGGGCAAUAUGACCAUUCUGUUUGUGAUA
Messenger RNA from Asparagus officinalis (garden asparagus), 852 nucleotides. Its product is annotated as peptidyl-prolyl cis-trans isomerase 1. Gene Ontology annotation, molecular function: peptidyl-prolyl cis-trans isomerase activity. Gene Ontology annotation, biological process: protein peptidyl-prolyl isomerization. The record is from RefSeq and is a predicted model, not a curated record. NCBI's taxonomy places the organism in Eukaryota, Viridiplantae, Streptophyta, Magnoliopsida, Asparagales, Asparagaceae.